AUGUCUUUGCUCGGCCAAGCUCGGAUUAGAGGAGUAGCUUUAUCAGCCUCUGCAAGUGUGCAAUUCAGCAACCCAAAUCCACCAUUGUUUUCCAAUCGCCGUUCCAAGUUCUUCCCCAAAACCAAAAGAUGCCUCAAUUCCCUCACCGUUAUUGUAAACGCUGACGCCGGUGGCGGCGCUCCUCCUGCCACCACCGCCAAAUAUAACCCUCAUUUCAACUCUGACAACUUGAUUUCAUUCGUCGGCCAAGAAAGUGUUCCCUUGGAAGGUGUUAUUCAGUUCGACAAGCCCAAUUCACCUACUCUUAUCAACAAGUGGGGUCAUGUGGCUCUGCUUGUUGGUGGGGAUGUGUUAUCUUUGCUUCUGUUCUUUGCAAUCGGAAGGUUCAGCCAUGGUUUUUCUGUUUUUGACACUGAAACCCUAAGAACGGCUGACCCUUUUGUAGUUGGUAUAUAUGUGUGA
Cornus florida is the source of this 462-nucleotide messenger RNA. RefSeq lists its product as uncharacterized. The coding region runs from base 1 to 462 and encodes 153 amino acids. The transcript is spliced from 2 exons. NCBI's taxonomy places the organism in Eukaryota, Viridiplantae, Streptophyta, Magnoliopsida, Cornales, Cornaceae. The record is from RefSeq and is a predicted model, not a curated record.